AUGUGGCAGUUGUUCUUUGCGGCGCUUCGAGAAGCGGCCCCGGGGCUGGGAUUCAAAGAGCUAAAGUCCUGGUCGAUUGAAAAUGCCGGCGGCGGUUCCACCAGCUGCCUGGCUCUCCAAGCCCCUGAGGGGGGCUCCCUGGAGGGUGCUGAGGAGGCGGUGACGCAGGUUUUGGACCAGCACUUCAGCACUGAGGCGCCACUCCUCACACCCAGGCGGCGGGCGGCGCUGCUCGAGCGCUGGGGCGACCCGGAGAUCCGCCGUGGGCCGGCAGAAGUGCACACCUUGCUCUUCCCCUCAGCGGCAGAGCAGGCGGAGUAUCCCCUGGAGCUCUUUUUGGAAGAUUUGGCUGUGGGCCGGCCUUCUGCAGCAGAGGUGACCCUCUCACUGGCCGAUGCUGAGGAGUUCCUUCGACAGAACCAAUAG
Symbiodinium pilosum is the source of this 426-nucleotide messenger RNA. NCBI's taxonomy places the organism in Eukaryota, Dinophyceae, Suessiales, Symbiodiniaceae. The record is from the annotation of a GenBank genome assembly.